AUUUUAAGUGGGUUUGCUCUGUUCGUGUAGUCCCAUCAAUCAUAAUCACACAGAAAAAAAACUCCCAAAGAGAAAGACUUUUUGAGUGUAAAGUACAAAUGGGAGGAGGAGACCCGAUGGAUCAUCACUAUCAUCGAAUCUCCGCCACGAAAUCCGACGGUGUGGGACAGGGGAAGCUCUACUCUCCUGACCACGCGAUCAAAGUCGCUACGAAACUCGACGAAAACGUGGGACAGGUCCAGGGGGAUCUGUAUUCUCCUGACCACGCGAUCAAAAUCGCUACGAGCCCUGAGGAGGAGAAGCAGAGGAUGUUGGGGAUGAAGGACAAAGUAUUGGAGAAACUAGCCGCUGCUGCGGUUCCGUCGGAGUCGCUGGAGAACGCUAAACAGUUUUUGGAAGGCGUGAUUAAGGACUUCGCCGGGGCGGCGCAGGGGAUGACUAAAGACGCGUUGCACCGGAUUAAAACCCAUCUCGCUGUUAUUCUUCCCUCUGUCUCUCCUUCCGUCACCGGAAAGAUCGUGGACGAUGCGGAGAAGGAGGCCAUUAACGGAGAGGAAGAAGAAGAAGAUGAGAGAAAGCCAAAAGCAAGCUCCAGAGAUGGAUCCGCCGGAGAGUUGCCUUUCUCAAAGCUUUGACGGAUGAUCUGAGAUGGAUACUAUGUCAUGUUUGCUAAUAAUGAGUUAAAGAUGCACACUUUACAUGUUCUAGUUCUAGUGCAUAGUUCCAUAAGAAUUAUACUUUUUUUUUAAUUAUAAAAAUACAGAAAUCAAGAAUCCGUAACA
Brassica napus (rape) is the source of this 782-nucleotide messenger RNA. RefSeq lists its product as uncharacterized. Lineage: Eukaryota; Viridiplantae; Streptophyta; Magnoliopsida; Brassicales; Brassicaceae. Bases 99 to 635 code for a protein of 178 amino acids. The transcript has 2 exons. The record is from RefSeq and is a predicted model, not a curated record.